Messenger RNA from Sipha flava (yellow sugarcane aphid), 2104 nucleotides. RefSeq names its product nostrin (gene Nost). NCBI's taxonomy places the organism in Eukaryota, Metazoa, Arthropoda, Insecta, Hemiptera, Aphididae. Bases 275 to 1894 code for a protein of 539 amino acids. Gene Ontology annotation, cellular component: cytoplasm; plasma membrane. Gene Ontology annotation, molecular function: protein binding. The transcript has 13 exons. The record is from RefSeq and is a predicted model, not a curated record.
UCGCCGCCGCCAACGGUUAGUACCGCGCGACUACCGAACCGGGCCGGCAGCAUGCGCAGUGCGACCGUUGCUGACGAUCACGUGUCAGGUGUGGUGCGUACCCGUGUUCAUCAGUAAUAUACCGUUGCGUUGCGUCAGCGCUAAUCCUCCUGCGCGCAGGAUACGUCUAGGACGCGUCGUCAGUUGCAGUGCGAACUAUCGUCCGGCUAAUUGUUCGCGAGACCACCAAUCGCAUCCCGUCUCCGCCACAGGCAUAAAACGCUCUGCAUUCACGAUGAACACGGAGAAACGCAGCCUGUCCGGCAGCCGGAAGACCAAAUUGAGGUACACGAUCCGAGGAGGAUUCGACUUCGACACGAUGGGCCACACGAGGUACCACGAGCUGCGCAAAUUCGUGAAGAAGGGUAAUGACUUCUGCAAAGAGCUCGGAAACAUUAUGCAAGAAAGAGCGGAACUCGAGUUGAAUUACGCGAAAACAAUGUCCAAGCUGUCGGCGAAACUGAUGAAAGCCGCAAAGAAAGGCAUCGGUUCCAUACAAAACGCUUGGUUGAUGAUCAGCAAAGAGAUGGAGGCCGAAGGACAAGCGCACCGGUGUAUCGCCAAUUCGCUGGAAGAUGACAUCGUGAAACCGUUGAAGAAUUUGCAAGAGACUCAUUGCCGGAUCAAAAAGACGGUCGAAUACAAUGUCAGCAAGACCAAAAAAUGCAUGAACAAAUGGAGAACCGACGAGCGGAGGAGUAAAAAGGAAAGUUUUGCCGUGGCUAGGGAAAACGAAAAAGUUCAAGACAUGACAACUGAUGCUUCGUAUUCGAUCCUCACAAGCAACGGGAAUCUGGCCAAAGACGCUACAAAAUUGGAGAACAAGAAGAAAAAACUGGAAGAGUCCGUGAAAAAGAGCUACACGGAGUAUUACACGUACUGCGUGCGGACAGCCAGAGCCAAGCUUGAAUGGGAAAUGUCCAUAAACAACGGCGAAAAAAACUUUUUGACCCUGGAGGAAGAACGCUUGUUGAGGUUGAAAGAAUAUGCCCAACACGUAUUGCAGUCUUAUCAAAAGUUCGCUCCGAAAAUUUCACAGAUAUCGUCGCGACUUAGUGAGCCUAUAUAUGAUUGCGACGUUUCGAAAGACUUUGCCAUCAUCACGGACACCGCGAACAGAUACGACGAAGAUCUGAGUCUCCAAGUGCUGCCUGAUUUCUAUCCCGAACACACGAAUCUGGCUAUGAACAAAAAGCGAAGGAUAUUGGCAUUGACGAAAAUACUACAGCUCGUCCGGCAGGACUUGGACCGGGAGCGACGCAGCAAAAAAGGACUGGACACGUUGGCGAACGCGAUGCACCACUCGGCCGGUCUGAAACACGACGACGACUCGCAGAAAAACGUCUACGAAAAACUGCAUCACACGAACCUGAUGAUACUGUACUUGGAGGCAGUCAAUUACAAAGUGGUCACGGCUCUGGAGACGUUGGAAGGUCACCCGCCCACCGUGUCCAACACGUUCGCGCAGCACAUCGAGACGACCCGGGACAAAAACGGUCAUCAGAUGUCCGUUCUCAAAAUGCCCGCGUCGGUGUGCCAGAAACUGACGACCACGCCGUCGGCGGUGACCACCGUUGCCGCGCACGAGUCCAUGUGGUCGGAUCGCGGAUCCGCGGACGGAACGGAUAUCGAUGAUUUCUCGAGCGACGAAGAUGAUGGCGCCGACGAGGAAAACGUCGACGGUCCGCGUUGCAAGGCUCUUUACCAUUAUUCGGCGAAACUCAACGACGAGCUAAGCUUAGAACCAGGCGAUGUCAUACACGUCCAUAGCAAGAAGUCCGACGGCUGGUGGUUAGGAGAGCUGAAGGGCGUUACCGGAGUGUUUCCAGCUACAUACGUCGUAGAGAUAGACUGAAAUAUAUAUAUGUAUAUGUGUGUUUUAAACGUGUACAUAGUGUAAUUAUAAGUUUACCAAAGAUUAUUAAAUUCUAACAAAUCACACGCAGUUUAUAACAUAUUACAUGUACAAUUUUUCUUUUUAACGUUAAAAUUAUCAUAAGUACAUGCGUUAAUCGUAAUAGUUAUCGUUACAAAAAUAAAACAUUUUCUUAAUUUUUUAUUUUUA